AUGUCUACAAUCAGCGCCGAAUAUACCUCACCGGAGGGUAACAAGACGUUGUCAAUUCCUCUCACAGCCGCUCUUCCUCGAAGCCCCUCAUCAACACAAGAAAAGAUCUCGUACCUCUCUGACCUUCGCUCCUCAGUUCCUAAGCUGCAAGAUGAGGUCAAUGCAUUUCUGACACAGCAAAUGGAAGAGGACAACAAACGGGCUGCUACAGGCGCUGCGGGAAAUAAGCGGAAGAUCGACGAAGCAAAAGAAGAGGAGAAUUACGGAGAAGAGUCUGGCGGCUCUACAACGAGCGCAGAAAUCGAUAAUGAUGCUAAAGAAGGCAAUUACGGAGAAGACACUGUUUACGAGAUGUUGAGUAAACCGCAAUGCUGGAACCUUUGA
Xylona heveae TC161 is the source of this 384-nucleotide messenger RNA. RefSeq names its product Gon7-domain-containing protein. The transcript has 2 exons. Bases 1 to 384 code for a protein of 127 amino acids. The record is from RefSeq and is a predicted model, not a curated record. Lineage: Eukaryota; Fungi; Ascomycota; Xylonomycetes; Xylonales; Xylonaceae.